This is a messenger RNA of Naumovozyma castellii, 1974 nucleotides long. It is a transcript of the gene BRF1, whose product is annotated as transcription factor TFIIIB subunit BRF1. NCBI's taxonomy places the organism in Eukaryota, Fungi, Ascomycota, Saccharomycetes, Saccharomycetales, Saccharomycetaceae. The record is from RefSeq and is a predicted model, not a curated record. The coding region runs from base 1 to 1974 and encodes 657 amino acids. The transcript has a single exon.
AUGUUCAUGUUACAACCAAUAUUAUAUAUUUCAUUUCAUUGUCCCUCUUUUAAAUAUGACGAAUUAUUUUCCCGUCGGCUUCCGUCGGGUAUGUUUUUCAAAGAAAUUUCAAUUUCAAUUUCAAAUGUUAAUUCAAAAAUAUCAACAACGGAAAACCAUCGACUUAACUUCAAGAACCACAUCAAGCCAAACAGAAGUAUAAUGCCUAUCUGUAAGAACUGUAAGGGUACGGACUUUACAAGAGAUCUCAGCAACGCAAACAACGAUCUAGUGUGUCUGUCAUGUGGUGUGGUCUCCGAGGACAACCCCAUAGUCUCCGAAGUCACCUUUGGUGAAACCAGUGCUGGUGCAGCAAUGGUCCAGGGGUCCUUCAUCGGUGCAGGACAAUCGCACGCGGGAUUCAUGUCUCACGGUGGGUCUUCAGCGUUAGAAUCGCGUGAAAAUACUCUGAAUAACGCUAGAAGAAAGUUAAGAGCCGUGUCUCAUGCAUUGAAUAUACCUGAAUAUAUUACAGAUGCCGCCUUCCAAUGGUAUAAGUUGGCUCUGGCUAAUAAUUUUGUUCAAGGGAGAAGAUCACAGAAUGUUAUUGCGUCAUGUCUUUAUGUCGCGUGUAGGAAGGAAAAGACUCAUCAUAUGUUGAUUGAUUUCUCCUCGAGAUUACAAGUUAGUGUGUAUUCCAUUGGAGCUACUUUUUUGAAAAUGGUGAAAAGGUUACAUAUUACUGAAUUGCCAUUGGCAGAUCCAUCCAUCUUUAUUCAACAUUUUGCUGAAAAGUUAGAAUUAGGUGACAAGAAGAUUAAGGUGGUCAAAGAUGCUGUAAAAUUAGCUCAAAGAAUGUCUCAUGAUUGGAUGUUUGAAGGGAGAAGACCCGCGGGGAUUGCCGGUGCAUGUAUUUUGUUAGCAUGUAGGAUGAAUAACUUAAGAAGAACUCAUUCUGAAAUUGUUGCCGUAUCUCAUGUAGCAGAGGAUACUUUACAACAAAGAUUAAACGAAUUCAAGAAUACCAAAGCUGGGAAGUUAUCCAUUCAUGAGUUUAGGAAUACUGAAACAGAUACCAAUGAUAUGGACGCUGUUCCUCCGUCAUUCAAGAACAAUAGAUUGCAAGAGAAGAAGAUUAAAUCAGCUUUAGAAAAGGAUGAGUUACUGGAAACAAGCGAAGAUGCCAUUAACAAGAAUCCAAUCUUGUCUCAGGUCUUGGGGGAGCAAACUUUAUCAUCCAAGGAAGUGUUAUUUUAUUUAAAAGAAUUUUCCAAGAGAAGAGAACGUGUUGUUCAAAGAAUUAAAUCCACUCAUGGUAUUGAUAACAUUGAUGUUCUUGGAGCUACAUCUAAAUCAUCAGUGUCAUCUGAUAAAGAGGAGGCAUCUACUGUUAACGAUAACAAUAGUGAAGGUUCGGAUCAUGACUCCAAUUCCAACUCUGAUUCUGAAUCGGCUGAUACUCUAAGAGGGAAACAUUUUCAAGAUGCCAUCGAUGGAUAUUCAUUGGAGAAGGAUCCUUAUAGACCAAGAAAUUUACAUUUGUUGCCAACGACAGAAUCAUUAUUAUCGAAAGUAAUUGAUGAUCCUGAAAAUUUAGAAGACGUAGAUGAUGAAGAAUUAGAAGCUCAAUUAUUAGACGAAGAGGCUUCAAAAUUAAAGGAAAGAAUAUGGUUAGGUAUAAAUGGAGAGUACUUAUUGGAACAAGAAAGUAAGAGAUUGAAAGAAGAAGCAGAUAUGGUCACAGGUAAUACAGCCAAUAAGAAGAGACGCGGUGGAGGUGGAGGAAGACGUAAGAAACCCAAGACUGAGAUCACUACUUCCAAUGCUACCGGUGUACUGGCUCAAUUGACAGACAGAACUGGUUUGCAAGCUGCAUUGAAGGCUGCUGAAGAAAAUGGUGAUUUUACGACUGCUGAUAGUGUUAAGAACAUGUUACAAAAAGCAACAUUUUCCAAAAAAAUCAAUUAUGAUGCUAUCGAUGGUUUAUUUAGUUGA